Molecule: messenger RNA, 435 nt
Organism: Talaromyces rugulosus
Lineage: Eukaryota; Fungi; Ascomycota; Eurotiomycetes; Eurotiales; Trichocomaceae
Exons: 4
Coding region: 1-435 (144 amino acids)
Biological process (GO): mitotic actomyosin contractile ring assembly
Cellular component (GO): myosin II complex
Molecular function (GO): calcium ion binding
Source: RefSeq, a predicted model, not a curated record
AUGUCUAACAACGACCAGGCCUCCACCAACUACAAAGAGGCGUUCUCGCUCUUCGACAAGCGCGGUUCCGGCCGCGUCGCCCUGUCCUCGCUCGGCGACCUCCUGCGCGCAUGCGGGCAGAAUCCGACGCUGGCGGAGAUUGGCGAUUUGGAGAAGACCUUGGGUGGUGACUUCGACUUUGACUCGUUUUCCAAAGUGCUCAACCGCCCCGGCGGCUUCCGCGACCCCGGCGAGCCCGAAGAAUACUGUCGCGGAUUCCAGGUGUUUGACAAGGAUCUGACUGGGUUUAUUGGUGUGGGACAGCUGCGCUACAUCCUCACGAAUCUGGGCGAGAAAAUGUCCGACGACGAGGUCGACGAGCUGCUCAAGUCGGUCGACACCAGCUCUGGCGAGAUCAACUACACUGAUUUGGUCCGCACUAUCCUUGCAAACUAG